CUUGUACUUGAGUAAAGUAGAAGUACUCAGGUCUUGUACUUGAGUAAAGUAGAAGUACCAGAGUGUAGGAAUACUCUGUCACAGUAAAGUAUUCUAAAUGUUCCUCCAGUGAAAGUAGAAAGUACUCUCCUCUAAAUGUACUUAAAGUAGCGACAGUAAAAGUAGUCAUUGUCUGAUUGGUCCAUUUCAGAAUAAUAUCUCUGAUAUGUUUUAUAAUGAUUGAUCAUUAAAGUGUUCUCAGAGCUGGUAAAGGUGCAGCUAGUUUGAAUGCUUUGUAUACUGCAGGGUAGCUGCUGGAUCUACUGCAGGGGAACUACAGUCUGAUUGAAGGGUUAUAUUUACCUUCAGUAAUCCAGAUCUGUUUUUUCAGAACUCUUUCCAGGAGUCUGGUUCUCUACUCUGGUAUCAUAGAAGAAACGUUGUGUUUUAAUUGUUAUGCAUUUCACUUUUAAAGCAUCAGAUCUCAAAAUCUUUCCACUGAGUCCCAGCAGAGACAAUGUUCUGUCUUUAAUACUCAGUACUGUUGUCACGAUACCGAGUCAGGAAUUGCGAUUUCGGUACUUUUCUUAAAACAGGGGAAACCGUCCUAAAUGUCAUUAUUGUGCUUUAUUUCAAACCUGGAGAAAAAAAUCAGUCAAACAAAGUAGCUAUAGAUGAAUACUUGAUUCCAAAGGUACAUUAACUUUUAAUAACACAGGAGAAACAAAGGGAGUGCUCUCUCUCCCCCUCUCCCUGUCUCCCUCUCCUGACAGCCAGUGGUAUCCGUCUCAUGCAGCUCAAUGAUCCAGCAGGGUUUCCCACAGCACUUUACAGCGGCCGCCUAAGCAACGCACGCCUGCACCUUAACUCAGCCUCUUCUCCGCAGAACGCAUUAAAAAAGUAAUGAUAAAAAGAACGUGCAGGCCUACCUCACCCUGCGCGCCUUCUCUCUCUCUCUCUCCCCCCGUCAGUCCGUCCGUCCGUCCCCCCGUCAGUCAGGCGGCAACGCUGUCUCGGGUGAUGGCGAGGCCGAGCCACAGCGACCACGUCCUCCAGCAGCUCAACAACCAGCGUGAGUGGGGCUUCCUGUGCGACUGCCUCAUUGCCAUCGGGGACAUCUACUUCAGGGCGCACAAGGCCGUCCUGGCCGCCUGCAGCUCUUACUUCAGGAUGAUGUUCAUCCGGGACCAGCAGGGGGCAGGUCGCCUGGACCUCAGCAACAUGCAGAUCAGUGCCGAGUGCUUCGACCUCAUCCUACAGCUCAUGUACCUGGGCCGCAUCGUCGUGGGCAGCUAUGAGUUCGAGGAGCUGAAGGCCUCCAUGGCGUACCUGCAGAUGUACUACAUCCCCGACUCGCUGGAGGACCUCAGAGACAUCAGGAGCUCCAACCCAACUCCAUCAUCCUCGGCCUCCUCAUCCAGUUCCUCCUCUGGUGCCACCGCCGGGAAAAUGAUGUUCGGAGUACGUAUGUACGAGCAGCGGCCGGCAGUACAGGAAGUGGAGACCUUUCCCAAAGCUAACAGCAGCGCCGCUGGGCGCCCAGCUGCUGCCAACAGGCCGGCGGAGGAAGUGGCUAACACACCUCUGAAGGUGGCGCCACCGCUGGUAGACGGAGCAGCCGAUCAGCCAUGUGACUUGAGGAAGAGGCCCGGCGGCAGGAGUGCGGCUCUCAAAGACCGACCUCGAUUCGGCCGCACUUACACCUGCGACGACUGCGGCUUCGUCUUCAGCUGCGAGAAACUUCUAAUCGAGCACAUCCUGACCUGCACCAACCGGAAGGCCUUCCAUCAGCCCAGAGGCAACAUGGAGGGGGAGGCUGAGAGCUCCGCCUCCGAGAGCACGGAUGAACACAGGGUCAUCUGUAAAGGCGAGGACGGCUGGCCUGAAGCAAAGGCCGAUUCCGCCCUCAGGUCAGUGGCGGCCGGCACAGACAGCGAACCCGGCUCCACCAGGGCUCUCUCUAUCAAGACAGAACCGGAGGACGGCGUGUUCCCUGAGAUAGAGGUGGUCCGGGUCGGUGAGCACACCACCACAAACUGUAUAGCACGGCUCAGUGACGCAACACGAAGCAACUUGCAGGGCGAGAAAGCAGCGUCCGACUGCGUCCGCGACCCACAGCCCGGAGUCUCAGGCGAGCCUUAUGAAGGCCACAUGUCGAGCAGUGAAGACUCAGGAGUCCCUGCCAAGCUCCGAAAGCUUAAAGACGAGAAGCAGGACAGCGAUGGGGCCCCCUGUGAACUCUGCGGCGCUCUGUUAACGGACGAGGACAAGUCCGCCCACUACCUGUCCAACCACAUGGGUCAUAUAUGCGCCUGCGGGAGGUGUGGUCAGGUGCUGAUCAAAGGCCGCCAGCUGCAGGAGCAUGCAGAGCGCUGCGGCGAGUCCCAGGGCGGCGACUCGGAGGAUGAGGCGUCACUGCCGGAGGAGCCGCAGGGGAUGGAGGAGGUUCUGCUGGAGGCAGCUGACCUGGCCUGCCCUCACUGCGGAAUGCUGUUCCAGAGCGAAGGCCUGGCGUUGGACCACGCCCUGUCCUGCCACGAGCAGGAGCUGUUCCGGCCAGUAUUGCUCGAGGAGGGCGGCGAACCCGAUCACCGCCGCAAACACUUCUGCAGCAUCUGCGGCAAGGGCUUUUACCAGCGCUGCCACCUGCGGGAGCACUACACCGUGCACACCAAGGAGAAGCAGUUCACCUGUCAGACCUGCGGGAAGCAGUUCCUGCGGGAGCGCCAGCUGCGCCUGCACACUGACAUGCACAAAGGCAUGGCGCGCUACGUGUGCCCCGUCUGCGACCAGGGCACCUUCCUCAAACACGACCACGUCCGACACAUGAUCUCCCACCUGUCAGCCGGGGAGACCAUCUGCCAGGUGUGCUUCCAGAUCUUCCCCGGCGGAGAGCAGCUAGAGAAGCACAUGGACGUUCACCUGUACAUCUGCGGCGUCUGCGGGGAGAAGUUCCGCCUCCGAAAGGACAUGCGCAGCCACUACAACUCCAAGCACACCAAGAGACUAUAGGACGCUGCAAGCUCCAUUCUCAAGAAGCCAUACAUGUGAGAACAAAUGAACGCACUCGAACACCAAAAAGAAACUGGAUCUGCACUUUGAGAGAAUAUGCAACCUGAGCAGCUGACGGCUUCCAGUCAGGACUUCCCUCAGGUCCCUGGUCCUGAUGAGAGACACUUUAGAAACUGCUGCAGGUCUCUCCACAGCUCAACCGCCUUACUGGACGUCUGUUCCGAUUAAUAUUUAAUACAGGACCUGCGAUUCUGUCCAAAAACCCAAAGAGUCUCAACCAUCCUCCCGCAGCUCGUCGACAUCUGAAGUGCGAUUUCCUCGUGGCGCCACCUGUUGGAGAAGUAAUAUGUAUGAACCAGGGGGUGGGGGAUGUAAACAUGGUUCACCUGGUGCUCUGCCAGCAUCCAGAUUAAACACCAUAUGAGUCUGUUUGCAGCUCAUGGAGUCCUAGUGAACCCGGACAGGUAGAGGACAUCAGAACAUCAUAUAUGGUGUUCUGAUUCCCUCUACCUGUCCGGGUUCUCCGUAUUGUGACAGGAUCCGGGUCCUGUACUCGCUCUGGGUGUUGGGUUUCUUACAGGUUUUGUAUUUAUACAAACAUUAACCACCUAACAGUGGUGCACUAACACGGUAUCAGUGUCACAUUCUCACAGUGAUGCAUGCUGGGGGAUUUCAGGCCUCAUGUCCUGUGUUCAGUUUGAAGCUCUCAAUAAACCAAGUCCCUUUCUGUUGGAGGAAA
This is a messenger RNA of Eleginops maclovinus (Patagonian blennie), 3730 nucleotides long. It is a transcript of the gene zbtb1, whose product is annotated as zinc finger and BTB domain containing 1. Gene Ontology annotation, cellular component: nucleus. The record is from RefSeq and is a predicted model, not a curated record. Gene Ontology annotation, molecular function: protein binding; DNA-binding transcription factor activity, RNA polymerase II-specific. The transcript has 3 exons. The coding region runs from base 883 to 2991 and encodes 702 amino acids. Gene Ontology annotation, biological process: regulation of transcription by RNA polymerase II. NCBI's taxonomy places the organism in Eukaryota, Metazoa, Chordata, Actinopteri, Perciformes, Eleginopidae.